UUCUGGGCAUCGCUAUGGAACUGUUUCUGCUGUGCAGUGAUGAUGCAGAGUCAGAUGUCAGGAUGGUGGCUGAUGAAUGCCUCAACAAAGUUAUAAAAGCUUUGAUGGAUUCUAGUCUUCCGAGAUUACAGUUAGAACUCUAUAAGGAGAUUAAAAAGAAUGGUGCCCCUCGAAGUUUGCGUGCUGCCCUGUGGAGGUUUGCUGAGCUGGCUCACCUGGUUCGCCCUCAGAAAUGCAGACCUUACCUGGUGAACCUUCUGCCGUGCCUGACUCGAACCAGCAAGAGACCCGAGGAGUCAGUCCAGGAGACUUUGGCUGCAGCUGUGCCCAAGAUUAUGGCGUCUUUUGGCAAUUUUGCAAAUGACAGUGAAAUUAAGGUUCUGCUAAAGGCUUUCAUAGCAAAUCUGAAGUCAAGCUCCCCUACCAUUCGGCGGACAGCAGCAGGAGCAGCAGUGAGCAUCUGCCAGCACUCCAGAAGGACGCAGUAUUUUUAUAGCUGGCUACUAAAUGUGCUCUUAGGUCUGCUUGUCCCUGUCGAGGAUGAACACUCCACCCUCCUGAUUCUUGGUGUGCUGCUCACUUUGAGAUAUUUGGUGCCCUUGCUGCAGCAGCAGGUCAAGGACAUGAGCCUGAAAGGCAGCUUUGGGUUGACACAGAAAGAAAUGGAAGUCUCUCCCUCUGCAGAGCAGCUUGUCCAGGUUUAUGACCUGACCUUGCGUCAUACACAGCACCAGGACCACAACGUCGUGACGGGAGCCCUUGAACUCCUGCAGCAGCUCUUUAGGACCCCCCCGCCUGAGCUCCUGCAAGCUCUGACCACGACAGGUGGGAUUGGGCAGCUGGCGGUGGCUAAAGAUGAGUCCAGUGGCCGAAGUCGUAGUGGGAGUAUUGUGGAACUCAUAGGCAAAGUGCUCUUAGGAGAAGAAGAAGCCUUGGACGAUGACUCUGAGUCGAGGUCAGACGUCAGCAGCUCAGCCUUUGCAGCCUCAGUGAAGGGUGAGAUCAGUGGAGAGCUGGCUGCUUCUCCGGGAGUCUCCACUGCUGGGUCUGCGGAUCACGACAUCAUAACUGAGCAGCCACGGUCACAGCACACGUUGCAGGCAGACUCGGUGGAUCUGGCUGGCUGUGACUUGUCGAGUGCAGCCACCGAUGGGGACGAGGAGGAUAUCUUGAGCCAUAGUUCUAGCCAAAUCAGCGCUGUCCCGUCUGACCCUGCCAUGGACCUGAACGAUGGGACCCAGGCCUCUUCGCCCAUCAGCGAUAGCUCCCAGACCACCACUGAAGGGCCUGAUUCAGCUGUGACCCCUUCAGACAGUUCGGAAAUUGUGUUAGAUGGUGCUGAUAGCCAGUACUCAGGCUCGCAGACUGGACAGCCGCACGAUGAAGAUGAGGAGGUCGCAGGUCUUCCUCCCGAUGAAGCCUCGGAACCUUUUGAAAACUCUUUAGUUGCCCUUCAACAAGCACAUUUGUUGAAAAACAUGGGUCAUAGCAGGCAGCCUUCUGACAGCAGUAUAGAUAAAUUUGUAUCAAGAGAUGAAGCUGCUGAACCAGGUGAUCAAGGAAACAAGCCUUGCCGUAUCAGAGGAGACAUAGGGCAGUCCACUGAUGAUGAUUCUGCACCUCUUGUCCAUUGUGUCCGCCUUUUAUCUGCUUCAUUUUUGCUAACUGGGGAAAAAAAUGCGCUGGUUCCAGACAGGGAUGUGAGGGUCAGUGUGAAGGCCCUGGCACUCAGCUGUGUUGGAGCAGCUGUGGCCCUUCAUCCGGAAUCUUUCUUCAGCAAACUGUACAAAGUACCUCUUGACAUCACAGAAUGCCCUGAGGAGCAUUAUGUCUCAGACAUCUUGAACUACAUUGAUCACGGGGACCCACAGGUCAGAGGAGCCUCUGCCAUUCUCUGUGGGACCCUUAUCUCCUCCAUCCUCAGUAGGUCCCGCUUCCAUGUGGGAGACUGGAUGGGCGCCAUUAGAACUCGGACAGGAAAUACAUUUUCUCUGGUGGACUGCAUUCCUUUGCUGCGGAAAACUUUGAAGGAUGAAUCUUCUGUUACUUGCAAGAUGGCUUGUACAGCUGUGCGGCACUGUGUCAUGAGCCUCUGCAGCAGCAGCUACAGCGAGUUAGGCCUGCAGCUGAUUGUCGAUGUGCUGGCUCUGAGGAAUAGUUCCUACUGGCUGGUGAGGACAGAACUUUUGGAAACUCUUGCAGAGAUUGACUUUAGGCUGGUGAGCUUUUUGGAGGCGAAAGCAGAAAACAUGCAUCGAGGGGCUCCUCAUCAUACAGGGCUUUUAAAACUGCAAGACCGGGUGCUCAACAAUGUUGUCAUCUAUUUGCUUGGGGAUGAAGACCCCAGGGUGCGACACGUUGCUGCUGCGUCCUUAAUGAGGCUUGUGCCAAAGCUGUUUUAUAAAUGUGACCAAGGACAGGCUGAUCCAGUAGUGGCUGUGGCAAGAGAUCAAAGCAGUGUUUACCUGAAACUUCUCAUGCACGAGACGCAGCCUCCGUCUCACUUCUCUGUCAGCACAAUAACCAGAAUAUAUAGAGGCUAUAACUUACUCCCAAGCAUAACAGAUGUCACUAUGGAAAACAACCUUUCAAGAGUUGUUGCAGCAGUUUCUCAUGAACUAAUCACGUCAACCACGCGAGCACUCACAUUUGGAUGCUGUGAAGCUUUGUGUCUUCUUUCGACUGCCUUCCCAGUUUGCAUCUGGAGUUUAGGUUGGCACUGUGGAGCUCCCCCGCUGAGUGCCUCAGAUGAAUCUAGAAAGAGCUGUACUGUCGGGAUGGCCACAGUGAUUCUUACCCUACUCUCAUCAGCUUGGUUCCCAUUGGAUCUCUCAGCCCAUCAAGAUGCUCUGAUUUUGGCUGGAAACUUGCUUGCAGCCAGUGCCCCCAAAUCUCUGAGAAGUCCAUGGACCUCAGAAGAAGAAGCCAACCCUGCAGCUACCAAACAAGAGGAGGUCUGGCCAGCCCUGGGUGAGCGGACGCUGGUGCCCAUGGUGGAGCAGCUCUUCUCCCACCUGCUGAAGGUGAUUAACAUCUGCGCCCAUGUCUUGGACGAUGUGGCUCCUGGGCCAGCGAUAAAGGCAGCCUUGCCUUCUCUAACAAAUCCCCCUUCUCUAAGUCCCAUCCGACGAAAGGGAAAGGAGAAAGAACCAGGAGAACAAGCAUCAGUACCGUUGAGUCCCAAGAAAGGCAGCGAGGCCAGUGCAGCCUCUAGACAGUCUGAUACCUCAGGGCCUGUUACAACAAGUAAAUCCUCAUCUCUGGGGAGUUUCUAUCAUCUUCCUUCAUACCUCAAAUUGCAUGAUGUCCUGAAAGCUACUCACGCUAACUACAAGGUCACCUUGGAUCUUCAGAACAGCACUGAAAAGUUUGGUGGGUUUCUGCGCUCUGCCUUGGAUGUUCUCUCUCAGAUUCUAGAACUGGCAACACUGCAGGACAUCGGGAAGUGUGUUGAAGAGAUCCUAGGAUACCUGAAAUCUUGCUUUAGUCGAGAGCCAAUGAUGGCAACGGUUUGUGUACAACAGUUGUUGAAGACUCUCUUUGGAACAAACUUGGCCUCCCAGUUUGAUGGCUUAUCUUCCAACCCCAGCAAGUCUCAAGGACGAGCACAACGCCUUGGCUCGUCCAGCGUGAGGCCAGGCUUGUAUCACUACUGCUUCAUGGCUCCGUACACCCACUUCACCCAGGCCUUAGCAGAUGCCAGCCUGCGGAACAUGGUGCAGGCGGAGCAGGAGCACGACACCUCGGGAUGGUUUGAUGUACUUCAGAAAGUGUCUACCCAAUUGAAGACAAACCUCACCAGCGUCACAAAGAACCGUGCAGAUAAGAAUGCUAUUCAUAAUCACAUUCGUUUAUUUGAACCUCUUGUUAUAAAGGCUUUAAAACAGUACACGACGACAACAUCUGUGCAGUUACAAAAGCAGGUUCUAGAUUUGCUGGCACAGCUGGUUCAGUUACGGGUUAAUUACUGUCUUCUGGAUUCAGAUCAGGUGUUUAUUGGGUUUGUGUUGAAACAGUUUGAAUACAUCGAGGUGGGCCAGUUCAGGGAAUCAGAGGCAAUUAUUCCAAACAUCUUUUUCUUCCUGGUAUUACUGUCUUAUGAACGCUAUCAUUCAAAACAGAUCAUUGGAAUCCCUAAAAUCAUUCAGCUGUGUGAUGGCAUCAUGGCCAGUGGGAGGAAGGCUGUGACACAUGCCAUACCUGCUCUGCAGCCCAUAGUCCAUGACCUCUUUGUGUUAAGAGGAGCAAAUAAGGCUGAUGCAGGAAAAGAGCUUGAAACCCAGAAGGAAGUGGUGGUGUCAAUGCUACUGAGACUCAUCCAGCACCAUCAGGUGUUGGAGAUGUUCAUUCUCGUCCUGCAGCAGUGCCACAAGGAGAACGAAGACAAGUGGAAACGGCUGUCUCGGCAGGUCGCUGACAUCAUCCUCCCGAUGCUAGCCAAGCAACAGAUGCACAUUGACUCUCAUGAAGCCCUUGGAGUCUUAAAUACGUUAUUUGAGAUACUGGCCCCUUCCUCCCUCCGUCCAGUGGACAUGCUUUUACGGAGUAUGUUUGUCACUCCAAACACGAUGGCAUCUGUGAACACUGUUCAGCUGUGGAUAUCAGGGAUCCUAGCCAUUUUGAGGGUUCUAAUUUCCCAGUCAACUGAAGAUAUUGUUCUUUCUCGUAUUCAGGAGCUCUCCUUCUCUCCAUAUUUAAUCUGCUGUCCAGUAAUUAAUAGGUUAAGAGAUGGGGACAGUAAUUCAACCCCGGAAGAACACAGUAAAGGGAGACAAAUGAAGAAUUUGCCAGAAGAAACAUUUUCAAGGUUUCUGUUACAGCUCGUCGGUAUUCUUUUAGAGGACAUUGUUACAAAACAGCUGAAAGUGGAAAUGAGUGAACAGCAACAUACUUUCUAUUGCCAAGAACUAGGCACGCUGCUGAUGUGUCUGAUCCACAUCUUCAAGUCUGGAAUGUUCCGGAGAAUCACAGCAGCUGCCACUAAGCUCUUUACCAGCGAUGGCUGUGAGGGCAGCUUCUAUACCCUGGAGAGCUUGAACGCACAGGUGCGCUCUAUGGUCCCCUCUCACCCAGCCCUGGUGCUGCUCUGGUGUCAGAUCCUGCUGCUCGUCAACCACACUGACUACCGCUGGUGGGCAGAGGUGCAGCAGACUCCCAGAAGACACAGUCUGUCCAGCACAAAGUUACUCAGUCCUCAGAUGUCUGGAGAGGAGGAGGAUUCUGACUUGGCAGCCAAACUUGGAAUGUGCAAUAGAGAAAUAGUGCGAAGAGGGGCUCUCAUUCUCUUCUGCGAUUAUGUCUGUCAGAACCUCCAUGACUCGGAGCACUUAACGUGGCUCGUAGUGAACCACAUUCAAGAUCUGAUCUGUCUGUCCCACGAGCCCCCGGUGCAGGACUUCAUUAGUGCUGUUCAUCGGAAUUCUGCUGCUAGUGGCCUCUUCAUCCAGGCAAUCCAGUCUCGUUGUGAAAAUCUCUCCACACCCACCACUCUGAAGAAGACUCUCCAGUGCUUGGAAGGCAUCCACCUCAGCCAGUCAGGUGCUGUGCUCACGUUGUAUGUGGACAGGCUUCUGUGCACGCCCUUCCGUGUGCUGGCUCGCAUGGUGGACACCCUCGCCUGUCGCCGGGUAGAAAUGCUUUUGGCUGCAAAUUUACAGAGCAGCACGGCCCAGUUGCCAGUGGAAGAACUAAACAGAAUCCAGGAAUACCUUCAGAGCAGCGGGCUCGCUCAGAGACACCAAAGGCUCUAUUCCCUGCUGGACAGGUUUCGUCUCUCUGCUGUGCAAGACUCACUCAGCCCCUCCCCUCCGGUCACUUCUCACCCGCUGGAUGGGGACAGGCACAUGUCCCUGGAAACAAUGAGUCCAGACAAAGAUUGGUACAUUCGUGUUGUCAGAUCCCAGUGUUGGACCAGGUCAGAUUCUGCACUGCUGGAAGGUGCAGAGCUGGUGAAUCGGAUCCCUGCCGAAGACAUGAGUGCCUUCAUGAUGAACUCGGAGUUCAACCUAAGCUUAUUAGCUCCAUGCUUAAGCCUGGGCAUGAGUGAAAUUUCUGGUGGCCACAAGAGUCCUCUUUUUGAAGCAGCCCGUGGGGUGACUCUAGACCGUGUGAGCAGCAUUGUUCAACAGCUUCCUGCUGUCCACCAGGUCUUCCAGCCCUUCCUGCCCACAGAGCCCACAGCCUACUGGAGCAAGCUGAAUGAUCUAUUUGGGGAUGCCACGUUGUAUCAGUCCCUGACCACUCUGGCCCGGGCCCUGGCGCAGUAUCUGGUGGUGGUCUCCAAACUGCCUGUCAGUUUGCACCUUCCUCCUGAGAAGGAGAGGGACAUGGUGAAAUUUGUGGUGAUGACCCUCGAGGCCCUGUCAUGGCAUUUGAUCCACGAGCAGGUCCCACUGAGCUUGGAUCUCCAGGCGGGGCUAGAUUGCUGCUGCCUGGCCCUGCAGCUGCCCAGCCUCUGGAGUGUGGUCUCCUGUGCAGAGUUUGUGACCCAUGCCUGCUCCCUCAUUCACUGCGUGCGGUUCGUGCUGGAGGCCAUUGCAGUGCAGCCUGGAGACCAGCUUCUUAGUCCAGAAAGAAGGAUAAAUACUCGAAAGGCUGUCAGAGAGGACGAAAUUGGUUCAGACACACAGAGUCCUAAGUAUAUCAUCACGGCCUGCGAGAUGGUGGCAGAAAUGGUGGAGUCUCUGCAGUCGGUGUUGGCUUUGGGUCAUAAGAGGAACAGCAGUGUGCCAGCGUUCCUCACCCCUGUGCUCAAGAACAUCGUCAUCAGCCUGGCCCGCUUGCCCCUUGUCAACAGCUACACACGCGUGCCCCCCCUGGUGUGGAAACUCGGAUGGUCACCUAAACCAGGUGGUGAUUUUGGCACAGUGUUCCCCGAGAUCCCUGUGGAGUUCCUCCAGGAAAAGGAAGUCUUUAAGGAGUUCAUCUACCGCAUCAACACACUAGGGUGGACCAGUCGUACCCAGUUUGAAGAAACUUGGGCCACCCUCCUUGGUGUGCUGGUGACGCAGCCCCUUGUGAUGGAGCAGGAGGAGAGCCCACCGGAGGAAGACACGGAGAGGACCCAGAUCAACGUCCUGGCUGUGCAGGCUAUCACUUCCCUGGUGCUCAGUGCAAUGACUGUGCCCGUUGCCGGCAACCCAGCUGUGAGCUGCUUGGAGCAGCAGCCCCGGAACAAGCCCCUGAAAGCUCUUGAUACCAGGAUUGGGAGGAAGCUGAGCAUUAUCAGAGGGAUUGUGGAGCAGGAGAUCCAAGCAAUGGUUUCAAAGAGAGAGAAUAUCACCACCCAUCACUUAUACCAGGCGUGGGAUCCUGUGCCCUCUCUGUCUCCGGCUACUACAGGCGCCCUUAUCAGCCAUGAGAAGCUGCUGCUGCAGAUCAACCCUGAGCGCGAGCUGGGGAACAUGAGCUACAAGCUGGGCCAGGUGUCCAUACACUCUGUGUGGCUGGGAAACAGCAUCACACCUCUGCGACAGGAGGAGUGGGACGAGGAGGAGGAGGAGGAGGCCGAUGUUCCCGCACCUUCAUCAGCACCCACAUCUCCAGUCAACUCCAGGAAACACCGGGCUGGAGUCGACAUCCACUCCUGUUCACAGUUUCUGCUUGAAUUGUACGCUCGCUGGAUCCUGCCGUCCAGUUCGGCCAGAAGGACCCCCGUCAUCCUCAUCAGCGAAGUGGUUCGAUCUCUUCUGGUCGUCUCAGAUUUGUUUACUGAGCGCAACCAGUUUGAGAUGAUGUACCUGACGCUGACAGAGCUGCGGAGGGUGCAUCCUUCAGAAGACGAGAUUCUUGUGCAGUACUUGGUGCCCGCCACCUGCAAGGCAGCCGCCGUCCUUGGAAUGGACAAAGCCGUGGCAGAGCCAGUCAGCCGCCUGCUGGAGAGCACACUCAGGAGCAGCCACCUGCCCAGCAGGAUCGGAGCCCUGCACGGCGUCCUCUACGUGUUGGAGUGUGACCUCCUGGACGACACUGCCAAGCAGCUCGUCCCCGUCGUCAGCGACUAUAUCAUCUCCAACCUCAAAGGGAUUGCCCACUGUGUGAACAUCCACAGCCAGCAGCACGUGCUGGUGAUGUGUGCCACUGCGUUCUACCUGAUCGAGAACUACCCUCUGGACGUGGGGCCAGAGUUCUCAGCAUCAGUAAUACAGAUGUGUGGGGUGAUGCUGUCCGGAAGUGAGGAGUCCACUCCCUCCAUCAUUUACCACUGCGCCCUCCGAGGCCUGGAGCGCCUCCUGCUCUCAGAGCAGCUCUCCCGGCUGGACACGGAAUCCCUGGUUAAGCUGAGCGUGGACAGAGUGAAUGUACACAGCCCACAUCGGGCCAUGGCGGCCCUGGGCCUGAUGCUCACCUGCAUGUACACAGGAAAGGAGAAAAUCAGUCCGGGUAGAGCCUCGGACCCUAACCCUGCAGCCCCAGACAGCGAGUCAGUGAUUGUUGCCAUGGAGCGGGUGUCUGUGCUUUUCGACAGGAUCAGGAAAGGGUUUCCCUGUGAAGCCAGGGUGGUGGCAAGGAUCCUGCCUCAGUUUUUAGAUGACUUCUUCCCACCCCAGGAUGUCAUGAACAAGGUCAUUGGGGAGUUUCUGUCCAACCAGCAGCCAUACCCCCAGUUCAUGGCCACUGUCGUGUACAAGGUUUUCCAGACUCUGCACAGCACUGGGCAGUCAUCCAUGGUCCGGGACUGGGUCAUGCUCUCCCUCUCCAACUUCACGCAGAGGACCCCGGUCGCCAUGGCCACGUGGAGCCUCUCCUGCUUCUUUGUCAGCGCCUCCACCAGCCCGUGGGUUUCAGCCAUCCUUCCGCACGUUAUCAGCAGGAUGGGCAAGCUGGAGCAGGUGGACGUGAACCUUUUCUGCCUGGUUGCCACAGACUUUUACAGACACCAGAUAGAGGAGGAGCUCGACCGCAGGGCCUUCCAGUCUGUGUUUGAGGUGGUUGCAGUGCCAGGAAGCCCGUACCACCGGCUGCUGACUUGUUUGCGAAAUGUCCACAAGGUUACCACCUGCUGAGUGCCCGAGGUGGGAGAGGCCAGGAGGAAGUGGUGGUUGGGGCCGGAGCCUCCAGGAGCCUGCGCCUCCAGGAGCCUGCGCCAGGCCAGCUCAGUCACUGCAGGCUUCCGCUCAUGUCACACAGGCAGCCCAGCAGUGUGUGGGUUUUUGCCACGUGGCAGAAGUGUUCCUGCAGCAAGCUGGUUGUGCAGGGGACAUAGGAGUGUUGCUGGGGGAAAGCUGAGCCCUUAGAGAGCAGGAGCUACGGUAUGGCUGGCCUUCACGCUGCAGCCAGGGGCAGCACCCACUGACAAGGCGUUUCUUUCUCCCAAUGUUCACCUUUUGGUUGUCACCAGGUUGCAGCUGCCCUUGCGUCUGGGACAGAAGUCCUCAUUCUUGCAGGCUGGCCAUUGGCUCCUCUGCUACCCCAAAGGUAGAUCACGUCGCUCACAGGCUUUGAGAGCACGCCCCGUGUCUCCCAGUGGUGUGCUCCCCGCACUCUCUGUCUGCACGCACAGACACUGCGGCGGGUGCCAGGCUGGAGGCUGGGAGUGCCAGACACCCAGCGCCACCCCCCUUUCUCUGUUUUCUUCUCAGGAUUCAAAAUUUAAUUAUAUCAGUAAAGAGAUUAAUUUUAAUGUAAUUCUUCUAUGCCCGUGUAAAGUAUGUGAACGGCAAGGCCUGUGCUGCAUGAGACAGCGUCUGUGGAGGUGGACAGGGGCCCCUCCGGCCACUGUUCCCUCUGCCAUAGAGACUUGCAAACCCUUCUUAACACCCGGUGACGUUUCUGUUGCCCAAGUCCCCCUUUUUUACUCAUUCCCGUUUAGUGAGAUUGUGGAGAGGGGGUGGUGUUCCAGCAUCCACAGCAGGAAUUCUCCCUGGGACCCCACUCUGAGGAGGGUGAGGAGGGGGUGUAGGAGGCCAUGCUCACCUGCAGCACCCUCCUUCUCAGCACCGACAGCUUGCACAUUCUCUGCCCACCAGUAGGGGCAGCGGCUUCCCUGCUCGUUAGCUGACAAGACCACCCACCUGGCCAUGAGCUACCUCUGUUGUAUCCAGAGAUGUUGACUCUGACAUCCUCCAGUUCUGGUCCCAGGCUGGCCCUGGGCUGUGGUCUGCCCUAGGAGCUGGUGGCUGGGGUUGGGACCUGCCAUCCCCAUGGUCUCCUCUGCAUGUCGGGUCCAGACAGCUCCAAGGUUGUCACUGAGCUGCAUGGAGCCUGAGCACCUCUUGGGUGAGAGCAAAGUUUGGUGUCUUGUUAGCUGUUAGACCCCAACACCUCUUCUGCUCCGUUCCCAGCUCUCAUCUAUACACUGCGCCUCCUUUCAGCUCAGGACAGUGCAUAUCUGUGCCCACCAGAGCCCCUGUGGUGGGGGGGAUCUGAGGGGCAGGAAUGAAAUGGGUAGGUGGGAGGGGACAGUGACUUGGCCUAAGAUAGCUCCACACCCCUGUCAGCUGCCGCUCCCACCCCUAGGCCCUGGGUUCUGGACCAGCCUCCUGCUUCCAGGCCUAAAGCAGCCCGGUGGUUAAAAAUGAAGAUGCGCCCCGGGUGGGAGGGCUGCUCUUGUCUCAGGCCCAACCUGGGAGCUCUGCUUGCUGCGUGACCGUGAGCCCCUGAGGCUGGCCUGGCUCGUUCAGUGACUGUCAUACUGGUCAGUUUGUUCCUGACAGUCAAUGUUUUAGGUACUUGACAUGGUAAAUGGAGAUGAUUUUGGAGCUAUUUUCCAGAAUCUGGAAAGGAGGAGAAUCUUUUGGUACAUCAAGUUAACCUCACAUCCGUCUGAGCAGGUGCUACCUUGAGACCCCAGAGCUUCCUCUGUCCCUGUCCUGCUGUGGCAUUUGGAGGGGAGCUGCGAUGCCACUGCCCACAAGCUGGAGGGGAGGUUGCAGGCCGCUGCGAGGCUUUCCCUGGCAGCUCCCUGCAGAGGCCUCCCGUACCAGGACCGGCUCUCCCUGGUGUCAGGCACAGCACGAAUGGUAGAAAUGGAUCCGAUUUUUGAGGAGGACCUUAAGGGAAGCUACUGAAUUUUAACUAAGAGAAGUAAGAAAGUUACCUUCUCCUUACUGGUUUUGGUCUCCCAUUUCUCAUCCUGCCUUUUCCCGUGGAAAGCCUAUUAGAAAUGUUUGUGGAUGGUGGGAAAGUUCUCAGAGCUUGUUGCUGCCCCUGCCCCAGGUUAUUUCAACAGCUCUGAGACAGGCAUAUCAUAGGCAGGAGGCUGUUCCUGGUUAGAUGUUUACAUUUGUAAGAAAUAACACUGUGAAUGUAAGAAUUGGAGCCAUUCCCUUUAGAGUUCAUAUCACUGGGCUCGACAUAGAGUUUAAUUGGCCUUGUUUAUCAUGUGAUCUACAGUAGUCAGUUCUUAGCAUGGGGCUCAGAACCCAGCUCUGGUGAUAGGUGGCAACCCAACGACCUACCUGUGCACUUUAGAGAUGAAUAUGAGUUCAUUAGUAAAAUUACUUUACCCAUGCCUAAGUCUACAUGUAUGUACACAUAUAUGCAUCUAUAAUUUUAUGUACACACACACACAUCUCAAGAUAAACAUGCAAGGCCUCCGAGAAUGCCCGCGUCUGUUCUUCCUAGAAGUUGACUUUUCUUAGACCGGCAUGUAAAGUUGGCUGUGUGACUCGGACAUCUCAGAGUGGGACUCUAUAAAAAACAGGGCUCAUUGCUCAUUGAAGUCCCAUGGAGAAAGUAGUCCACCAUAUAUCAACUGUCUGCAGAAGGAAUUAAGACUUUGUUAAGUUCCUAAAAAUCUGUGGCAAGCACCAAUCAUAUUAUCAAUCCAGAUUUUAUCAAAAAUGUCAUUAAUUUGGUUGUCGAGUUUUUUGGGGAAGGCCAGGGGUUGGGGGUUUUGUUUCUCUGCUGGUGAUGUCAGGAAAGGUUUUAAUGAAACCAGGGUAGAAUUGUUCGGCAAUGCACUUAACGCGUGUCUCUUCUCCCAGGACGUGCCUCCCUCCCACUGCUGGCCCCGGCUGAGGUGCGGGGGUGACUUUCCAACUGCCAAGUGCCCUUUGUUACUGUUCUCUCAUUUUUGUCAGCACGUGUACCUUUUCAGGAGGAGAGAGUGAAGCUGAAACACCUCCAGACACCCAGAACGUAGCAUCAGAGAAGGCUCUGUGCCGCAAAGGGACGCCCUCCCCCCACCCCACCCCACCCCCCGCCUCAUCUACGGGCCCUCUCAGAGCAGCAGCUCCUGGUGGGCUGAGCCGAGCCCUGCUGGCACGCUCUGGAGGGUGGGUCUCACACACAGCAGUAGCUCAGUUCAUGGCCAUUGUGCACAUGGGGCACCCCCUCCCCACUGCAGGGGCAGAGUGAGUAUGGGUCUGUGUGUUUGGGGCAGCGGAAUUAGUUUCCUCGUGCUACCUGUGAGCAUCUUUCCUAGUGAAUGUCCUCACUCAGGGCUUUGUCCUGCCUCCCUCUGCGGUGAGUGCCCAGGACCAUAGUUGCUGGCUGGGGUGGACUUGGAGCUGUCCUCUGAUGGAACAACAUGUGGGAACAGGGAGAAAGACCUCGAGAGCCACUGAGGCUAGGGGGAGAGCUCAAGGUGGCUCAGACAAGAAGACUGUUCCUCACUGGGCCUGCUGCUGCUGCAGGGGAGGGGGGACCUGCUCAGACAGCCAUGUGACAACUGAAGGCGACCUAGAGGGUUCCUGGGCCACUCUUCCCUCGUGUGCCUGUCACGCUUUAAUGCAGUCAGAGGAACCCCUCCCCUCAAGUGGUUCGGGAGCAGAGUCUCCUGCAGACUGGGUGUGGACCGUAGCCAUCAUGGACCUGCCUGCAGUAUUUCUGUUCUGACCUACAUGGGCUUCGCUGCUCUGUGCUGUGGGCAGAGUGGAUGUUGGCAGGAGUUGGAGCUCUGCUGGGAGCCAGCAGGGCUGUGAUGGGAGAGUCCCGGAGCCCCAGCCCUGACCUGAUGGUCCACUUCCAAGAAGAGAGGGAAAGACUGAUGUGAGAUGUAUAUUUAAAAUUUUUAAGCUGCUCCAAACAUUGUACAUCCAAAUUAAAGGAAAAAUCAAACCAUCUA
Messenger RNA from Galeopterus variegatus (Sunda flying lemur), 13009 nucleotides. RefSeq names its product huntingtin (gene HTT). The record is from RefSeq and is a predicted model, not a curated record. Gene Ontology annotation, biological process: microtubule-based transport. NCBI's taxonomy places the organism in Eukaryota, Metazoa, Chordata, Mammalia, Dermoptera, Cynocephalidae. The transcript has 64 exons. The coding region runs from base 15 to 9005 and encodes 2996 amino acids. Gene Ontology annotation, cellular component: cytoplasm; nucleus.